Ictidomys tridecemlineatus (thirteen-lined ground squirrel) is the source of this 1162-nucleotide messenger RNA. NCBI's taxonomy places the organism in Eukaryota, Metazoa, Chordata, Mammalia, Rodentia, Sciuridae. The record is from RefSeq and is a predicted model, not a curated record.
AUGGUCAUAAAGCAAACUCCUGGAAUAAAGCUCUCUGAGGUAGUUUAUCCUAAACUACUGCACAUUUCACACGAAGGAGGGAUGGAAAACAACCACACUAAGAGGCAAGGCAAAGAGGAAAUAUAUGCACCUGAAGUUCAGUAUCAGAUUAUCUUAAAUGGUGAAGAAAUCAUCCUCCACCUGCAAAAAAGCAGGCAUCUCCUGGGGCCAGACUACACCGAAACAUAUUACUCAUCCGCCGGGGAGGAAAUCACCAGACGCUCUCAGACCAUGAAACACUGUUACUAUGAAGGUCACAUCCUAAAUGAAAAGGAUUCUGUUGCCAGCAUUAGUACCUGUGAUGGGUUGAGGUACUCUGUGCUUUGCAUUUUGCAGUAUAAGAUGUACCGGGGGAAUCUAACUGUGAUGAGAAGCUUUCUGUUUGAUGUGAUGAACCUCCUCAAUGUGAUUUAUAAAACUGUCCAUGUUCGUGUGGCCUUGGUGGGUAUGGAGAUCUGGUCAGAUAGUGAUAAGAUAAAGGUGGUCCCCAACAUUGGCGAAACCUUCAAGAACUUCAUGAGUUGGCAUCGUUCUAACCUGGGCAAGAGGAAGAUCCACGACCAUGCGCAGCUCCUCAGUGGAAUUGGCUUCAAUAAUGGCCGAGUGGGAAUGGCCGCCUCCAAUUCCCUGUGCUCCGCGUCUUCGGUCGCUGUUAUUGAGGCUAAAAGAAAGAAUAAUGUGGCUCUUGUAGGUGUGAUGUCACAUGAGUUGGGCCAUGUUCUCGGGAUGCCUGAUCUUUCAUACACUGUCAAGUGCCCCUCUGGAAGUUGUGUGAUGGGUCAAUAUCUGAGUUCAAAAUUCCCAAAGGAUUUCAGUUCAUCCUGCCUCUCAUAUUUUCAAAAAUACCUUUCAUCUAAAAAACCAAAGUGCAUAAUGCAAGCACCUCUACCUGCAAAUAUAAUAACAGAACCUGUGUGUGGGAACCAACUUCUGGAGGUGGGAGAAGACUGUGACUGUGGCUCUCCUAAGGAAUGCAAGGAUCGUUGCUGCGAGGCCAGCACUUGCCAACUGAAACUUGGACCUGAGUGUGGGGAAGAGGCUCCCAACCCUUACACGUGAGGCCUUCUCCUCGGAUGUUACUAAAUAUUUUCUCACUUUUAUCUUGGGCUUGAGGAAUUUGCUC